Molecule: messenger RNA, 3297 nt
Organism: Pimephales promelas (fathead minnow)
Lineage: Eukaryota; Metazoa; Chordata; Actinopteri; Cypriniformes; Leuciscidae
Source: RefSeq, a predicted model, not a curated record
CUAAAAUUUCAUCUUUUAAUAUUAUUUCAUUAUUAAAUAUUAUGUAUCUGUAUUAUUAUUCUUUAUUAGUUUUCAUGAUCACUGUAUUAUCCUUUUGGAGUUUCAAAAAGCAUGAGUUAAAAGCAUGAGGAACAUAUGUCAGGGGAAAGCUAUAUAUUGCUCAGAGAGGUAUGUGUGCCAUGUAACAUGUUCACUCAGCAUAAAUGUUUCCACUGAUGCAAGUGUACCACAGAUGUACACAACAAGGAAAGUAGCGCACGUAUGACAUUUACGUUCUAAGUUGAGAGGCUCAGAGCAACAUGUUUGUUACCUUACAAGGAAGCUGUAAGACUGUGUGAUGUAUAAAAACUCAAUGUCACAUUGUACCACCUCAGAGAAACGCAUAGACCAGGCAUGAACACAACAUCUUGAAGUUUCUCUCCUGACAUAUAUAUAUAAUAUAUAAUAAAACUUUCUUGGCAAGAUAACUGGUGUCCGGUCCCGUAAAUUGAAUAAUAACGGGGAAACACAAGAGGCUUUAAUUCCAAGUCUACAUUUGGCGUCACGAGGAACAGGAUAGCAUUCAGACAUUUGUCUCAAUCAUUCAAGGAAUCAAUUCCAUUGACAUUGAUUAGAGAUGGUUGCAAGUUAUUCUCGAUACCCAACGAUGAUGGUAUGCUUAUUUUUAACUUUACUUGGCAUUUGUCAAGAAAGCCACGCUUUAUGGACUCCUCGAGUUCAAGAGAUCACUCGGAGUGCAACUCUGAAAUCUGGUCAACAUUUUACCCUACCCUUUAUUUCCAGAUGGGGAUUAUGGGAUUGGGUGCCACGUAAUGACACAGACCUUGCUAAAUAUCGUAAGGGCAUCUAUGGAGGAUGUAACUUUUACCACCAAUGUUACAAAAGCAGAGUAAUUUGGCCGGUAAAAGACGGGGGGUAUACUGGUAGUGCUCAAAGACGAGAAAUUUGUGCAAGAGAACGAUGUGAAGUUAUAGGGUUAAACCUCAUAACAUCUACUAAUGUGGAAAUUAAUUUAGUUCUGAAUCGUACCCACAUGCUUACAAUAUGGGAUUCAUUGGCCCAAGGGUGUAUUUAUCCCAUAGGGUUGCCAUGCGAAGGGUUUCUGAGGGAUCCUUCCUCAAAAACAACAAGAUUUAAGGGAAAUUAUGUACGAGUAUGGCAUUCAGAAGAUGAGAGUGAAUAUUGUGAGACUGAACUAGAAACUGGCGAAAUCGGAAGGUGUUUUUAUCUUUCUGCGGAGAAGACAAACAAAGCAAAAACAUGCCCAAAUACAACCAUUGCACCAGCUCAUGGUAUUUUGUUAGCAAAAGAAACCAAAACCUUGAUAAAUGAAGCCCAUAUGGUGCAACAACGAAUUAAUUAUAACUUGAAUUCUCUUCUUACCGUUUUUGAUCAGUCUUAUUGUGGUAAUUUUACACAAAUAAGAAGUUGGUUGGGAAAAGAAGUUAAAUAUUACACCUCUAAAAAUCCUCUGAGUAGAAAAAAUCGUAAAACUCGAAGUAUAUGGGGAGAUAUUGCGGGGGUAUUUGGUUCUGUCAAUUCAAUCAGUAAUACUGCUCAAAUGAAUCAGUUAAGUAAAUACACUCAGUGGGUGGGAACAAUGAGUGGGAAAGGACUCACUGAGGCUCUUCAGGGUUCUCUGCAUAUUAUUGCAGCGGGUCAGCAUCUUAAUGAUGCUGCAAAGGAAUUGGCAGAUGCAUUAAUAAAAUCGUCUGAUUUUGAGACGCAUCGUGCGGCGUGUUUAUUUUUAGCUCAGAAUUUAAAGGAUCAAAUGGUAGAAGAUAUUCAAGUUAUUCGAAUGGGACAAGUUCCUGAGCGAAUAGCAGAAUCAUUGUUAGUGGUUUUCAGGAAUCAACUUAAUUUGACUUCUGCUAAACAUAUUCCAUUAGUUAAAAUCGCUAUUAAUGAAAAUUCAUUGUCAGGUUCUGGAAUGUUACCUUUGAUUAUGAUAUGGCCUCAAUAUGGGAAGCGUAAUAUUAUGACAGUCAGGAAAUUCCAAUCAAUGGGUGUUAGGCAAGGUAAUUCAGUAAUUAGAUUAGGAAGAAAUGGAUAUUGGGCUGAAGGUGAUACACCAAUGAUUUCUACCACAGACUGUUGUGUCGAGGAACAUGAGUGGGUAAUUUGCUCAUGCUCUACAAUGUUUAGUCUAUCUCUUAAUGGUUCUGCUGUUUGGGAUGUAGUUCCUUUGAGUCAGGCCACAGGUGCAUGGCAACUUUCAGAAGCACAGUGGUGUAUAUUACAUGAUGGAACAAGUGAAAAUAUGAUAUACGGGGGAAAGUUGUGUCCAAUCCCUCCUGAUCCAUUUUGUCUUGAAAUUCUCUAUCCUCUUCAUUUGGGUGGAAUUCAUGUUCCACAUGUGCAAUUGUUACAGGUAGAACCACAAUGGUGGAAUAAUGACUUAGUAGAAGAACGGAAUUAUGAACUCUUUGAGAUGGUUAAAAUAGUUAGAAAGAGUGUAAAAGCAGCUCAAGACGAGGGAAUUCAAGCAAUGGGUCAUGUUAUAGUAGCAAAUGGAAUAGCUAAAUUGAUGUCUGAAAAGAAACUAACACGAAUCCUAGGGAAUUUAUCGUGGUCAGAUUGGAUAGUUUUGAUCAUGGUAGGAGUUCUUGCAGUCAUGUUCAUGAUUCAAAUUAUGAUAUGUGUUACUAGAAAAAGAAAUACCAAAUCUGUCAAACUGAUUAUUUCUAACCAAUUGGAUAAAACCAAGGAUGGAGUAUACAGCGUGAAAUAGGGAAAUGUAUGCAUUAUUCCUUACAAAGCAUUACCUCACAAACAAUGAACACCCGCUUACUGAUUCUCAACCCCAAGGGAUAGGACCCUUUUACAUCAACGUUUAUUUUAAUUUCUUAUUUUGGCUCGGAACUGGGGGAUUUAAUUAGUUAACGAGUUAAUUAAUUAAUGAGUCCAGGCACGAGCAGAAGACUUAUUAGUUUUUUCUUUUCUUAGAUGAUUGGGGUUCAUUUUAAAUACAUACACAUAGAUAUUAAAACACACACAGUAUACGGGGACAUAACACGGGUUGGGGUUUUUGUUCUUUUGUUCUUCUUGUUCUUUGUUUUGUUUUUCCUUUUCUAUUCUUCUGUUCGUUCUGUCUAUUUUCUUGGUCUGCUACUUCUUCUCCUCACUAUCACUUCUAUAGGUUGGCCACCUGGGAAUGAUGGUGUGGAACUUACGGCCGUAGUUCCAGUGGAGGGAGAUGAAGACUAAAAUUUCAUCUUUUAAUAUUAUUUCAUUAUUAAAUAUUAUGUAUCUGUAUUAUUAUUCUUUAUUAGUUUUCAUGAUCACUGUAUUAUCCUU